Budorcas taxicolor (takin) is the source of this 5637-nucleotide messenger RNA. RefSeq names its product ciliary rootlet coiled-coil, rootletin family member 2 (gene CROCC2). NCBI's taxonomy places the organism in Eukaryota, Metazoa, Chordata, Mammalia, Artiodactyla, Bovidae. The record is from RefSeq and is a predicted model, not a curated record.
AUGGUGAGGGGACCCUGGUCUGUGGCUCUGGAGCCCCCGGAGCAGACAUCCACCGCCAGUUCCUCCCUCAGCCCGAACUUGUGGCCUGAACCUCAUGGCGAACGCCACAUCCGGUGGGCAGCUGGGCACGUCCCGACCCCGGGCAAUCCCUCUCGUCGUGCGCUCACGGCCGGAGCGCCCACGCCGCUUCAGAAUUGGCUGCCUCGGCCCCUGCGUUCACACGUCCUCCCCGUAGUCCGGGCUGAGAUCAGCCCCAGCGCAAAGGCCCUGCCCUGCCCUGGGCCCUGGAGAGUAUCCAGGCCCCCUGGCGGGACACCUUCCUGCAGCCAGGAACCCACAGGGCCGAGGCCAAGUGCCAGCCGGAGCCUGGGAGCCUGGGACCAGCCCCCGGGGGACCCGGGUCUGCUACUGCUCCCAGGGGUGCGGGAGCCCCGGGCCACCCCGGGCCCCGGGCCGGAGGAGCACGCACUCCUGCAGAGGCUGGAGGACACCGUCCUGAGCCCCACGGCCAGCAGAGAAGACCGGGCACUAACUGUGCACGGGGGGCGCUGGCGGGCCUCCCCCACCCCCGUGCCUGCCCGCAUCCGUGAGAUUGUGGCUGACAGCCUGGCUGAGGGGCCUCCCCAAGGGCUGCGGGAGCCCCCGGCCGCCCCGCGCCCCGGGCCGGAGGAGCACGCACUCCUGCAGGAUGAGCUGUCCCGGCUGGAGGACCUGCUGGCCCAGGCGGGCGCCGAGCGGGACGAGCUGGCUGGCAGGUACCACGCAGUCAGCGAGCGGCUGCAGGCCCGGCUGGAGACCACCACGGCCCAGCUGCGGAGGUCGGAGCUGGAGCGCAGCAUGGACCUGGAGGAGGCCCUGGGCCGUCUGGAGGCGGCCGAGCAGAGGAGCACCGGCCUCUCCCAGGUGAACGCCCUCCUGCGGGAACAGCUGGAGCAGAUGAGGAAGGCCCAUGACAGGCUGGCCGAGGAGCUGGCCAGGACGACAGGCAGUGUGCCCCGUCUGCGGGCCGAGCUGGAGCUGCGGGAGGCACAGCGCUGGACCCGCAGAGAGGCCGGGCGCGCCCGCUCGGGGCAGCCCCAGGACGCCCUCCUGCAGAGGCAGGUCACCGCGCUCCGGGGACACCUGGCUGAGCUGCGUGCAGCCACCGAGAAGGGCCUCGCUGACCUGCGGGCGGAUGUGGCCAGGAUGGCCCGGCACCUGCACACAGCCUGCCUGAACCUCGGCUCCAACCUGCGGCUGACGGCCGGCAGCGCGGCAGCUGCCCUGGAGCAGCAGCUGCGGGACACGGUGCAGGAGAUGCUGCAGCUGCAGGGCCGCUGGGCUGCGGAGAAGGCGGCGCUCCAGGCCAGACUCGCAGAGCAGACGCUGCUGGUGGAGAAGCUCACCGAGCAAAAUGCAAGCAAGGAGAGAGCCAUCUCUUCCCUGAGAACAGACGUGCAGAGACUGGUGGCCCAGGCAGACGCGGGGAGUGAGGAGCUGGCAAGGAGCAGUGGUGCUGAAGGCGAGGGGGUGCAAGGCCAACGGAGGAGCCCCCUGCACACUGGGUCCCUCCUGAGGGCUGAGUCCCCAGCCACCCUGGACUCAGCACUGUGGGCUGUGCGGGCGGCCAUUCAGAGGUGGCGGCAGCGGGAGCAGGAGCUGCGCCAGCAGCUGGAGUCAUCCGAGGCGAGGGCCACGGUGCUCCAGGAGCAGCUGUCUGAGAGCCAGCGGGAGCUGCAGGCUUCGAGAAGCCUCCUGCAGGAGGAGCGCCAGGACCUCCUGGGCAAGCUGGAGGCACAGAGCCGGGAGGCACAGUGGAGCCGCGUGACCAGCGAGCUCCUGGGGAGAGAGAAGGCGGCUCUUGAGGAGGUGGUUGAGGAGCUAAGGGGGGAGGCGACCAUGUCCCACGCCGAGAAGCGGAGCAUGGAGGCCAGGAACGCAGAGCUGCAGAGGAGCCUCCAGCAGUGCACGGAGCAGAAGGAGGCGCUGGAGCAGCAGGGCGAGCGCGGCCGGAGGGCGCUGGAGAGCAGUCAAGGGCGCCUGGAGCAGCUGGAAGGCACCGUCUCGGGGCUCAAGACAGAGCUGGUGUCAGCCCAGGAGGCGCUGGACUCAGCGCGGCUGCAGAGGGACAUCCUGGAGAGCGAGAGGGAGGGUCUGCACGGCGCCCUGGCCCGGGCUGAGUCCAGCAAAGCUGACCUGGAACUGCUCGUGAGCCGGCUCAAGGCAGAGGGGGUGGAGCAGAGGGACUCCUUGGCCAAGAUGGCUGCGGUGACGGAGGCACUGGCUCAGGACAAAUGCUCCCUGAACCACCUGGUCCUGCAGCUGGAGCAGGAGCGGGACGAGCUGCAGGCGCAGCAGCAGACGCUGGUGCAGGGGCAGGCGGGCACCCGGGAGCAGCUGGCGCAGGCCGAGCGGCAGGUGGAGCUCCUGCGGGCCGAGAGGAGGGGCCUGCAGCGGGCCUGCGGGCGGCUGGAGGAGCGGCUGGAGCGGCUGGAGGGUCAGGCAGCCCGACUCCGGCGAGAACGGGCCCAGCUGCAGGAGCAGGUGGGCCACGCCACGUGCAAGAAACAGGCCCUGGAGAAGCAGCUGGCCCAAAGCCUGCAGGACCAGGAGGCCCAGAUGGCCGCUCUCCAGAGGGCCCUGCAGGAGAAGGAGGCUUUGUCUGAAGAGCGAGUCCAGCUGCUGGCCAAGCAGGAGGCCCUGGAGAAGCAAGGUCAGCUCAUGGCCGAGGAGGCAGCCGAUCUCAGGGCUGAGAGGGACGCCCUGGAGAGCAGCCUCUUUGAGGGCCAACAGCUGGCGUCGCAGCUGCAGGCACAGCAGGAGCAGCUGGAGGGAGAGGCCCGGAGCGCACGGCUGGCCCAGCAGGCCCUGCAAGUGGAGCUGGAGCAGCUGCAGAGCGUCCGGGAGGCCCAGGAGACAAGGCUCCGGCGGCAGGCGGCUCAGCAGGAGUGGGACGUGCAGCUGGCCCUGGAGAGCCAAGCACUGGCCCACCGCGAGGACCUCGCCCGGCUCCAGAGGGAGAAGGAGACCCUGAGUCUGUCUCUGAUGGAGGAAAAGGAAGCGUCAGCACGCCGGCUGAAGCAGGAGAAGGAGCUGGUGGCAAAGAACGCAAGCAGGAGGGAGGCACUGAAGGAGCAAGUGCAGAGCCUGAGGCGCGAGCGAGACGAGGGCCGCCUGCAGCUGCAGCUCGAGAAGCAGCAGGCCCUGCUUCUACGAGACGCGGAGCUGAGCCGGCUGCGGGGGGAGCUGCAGCUGGUACGGCGGGAGGCCCAGGGCCAGCAGGAGCAAGCUGAGGCCACCGUCAGUGCCAUGGCCGCAGAGCUGAAGGCCCUGCAGGCCCAGUUUGAGGACGCCAUCUCUGCCCACCAGACGGAGGCCAGGGCCCUGCGCGAGACGCUCCGGGAGCUGGCGGCCCAGCGGAGCAGCGCAGGGAGAGAGGCCGAGACGCUGCGGGCACAGCUGGACGAGGCCCGCGAGGCGCUGGCCGCGCUGCGCCGGGAGCUGCAAGGCAGCGAGGAGACCCGGGAGGGCCUGCAAGGGGAGGCUCGGGAUGCUCGCAGGGCGCUGGCCGACGCAGCCCGCGAGAAGGACGCGCUGCGGGAUUCCAACACUGAGCUGCGGGCCGCCCUCCGCCGGGCUGAGCAGGAGAAGGCCAGCUUCAGGCGCUCCACGGAGGAGAGGGAGCAGAAGGUCCUGGUCCUGGAGGAGGCCUGGGCAGCGGCCCAGAAGCAGGCCGGCGAGCUGCGGGCGGGCCUGCGGGAGGCGGACCAGGCGGCCGUGGACACCCAGCGGCAGCUCCAGGAGCUACGCAGACAGGUGAUGACGCUGGAGGUAGAGAACCAGAGAAAGAGCCGGGAGCUGGUGCGGCUGCAGACCCGGGGCGCCCAGGAGCCGAGCCGGCAGGAGGCCCUGGCGCUGCAGACCCUGGUGGCUGAGGCGGAGGCCGCCCGCGAGGACGCGCAGAGGGAGGUCCGGAGGCUGCAGCGGAUGCUGGCAGAGGUGGAGGCCCGGGCCAAGACCCGGGAGGAGGACCUGGAGCCACAGCUCUGCGAGAGCCGGGGGUCCGAGCGGGCCCUCCGGGCCGAGCUGCGUGGCGUCGCCCAGAAGCCGCAGCAGGCCAACGGCACGGCUGACAGCCUCCAGGUUCACCCAGACGGGGCCUGCCACUGGGCCCAUGGCCUCGAACAGGAGCUGGCCCGGGCCGAGGGCACCUGGCGGGAGGCAGAGGGCCAGCGGGGCCAGCUGUGGUCCACGCUCCACCCUGGCGUGGGGCUCCACGGACGGAGCCCCGCGGCCUCUCCUGAGCCGGCCGGCCCCCCCACCAGAGGCUCAGAGGGCCGGUCCCGCUCGCCGCUCUGGUGGCCCUCGCCCGGCCCUGGAGACCGCAGGGCAGGGGCCCGGGCCUCCAUGAGGGACGCCCGGAGGGACCUGACGCAGAAGCUGAGGGAUGCCCAGCGGGAGGGGACCCCCGACAUCUGGCACUCCCAGACGGGGGUCCUGAGCGCCCGGCGGGGUGAGGCCAACAGCGAGCCCACCUGGGCCCUCAGCCGCAUGGAGCAGCUGCAGAGGGCGCUGGCCGUGGCGGAGAAGGGGACCAGGCGAGUGGAGGGCAAGCUGAGCAGUGCACAGGCCCCGCGGGCUCUGCAGGAGGAGGUGCUCCCGAGGCUGCAGGCAGGGCGCCCAGCACAUGCGGCGGGCCACGAGAGGUGGAGGCUGCCGGAGCUGCCAGACGCUGUGGCUGGGCCUGGAUGGGAGCUGGGGGCGCAGCCAGGGCCCCGGUGGGGGUGCGGACCUCUGGAGGACCCGCUCGCCCGCCUGGAGCGCAAGGGCCGCAAGCCUGAGGGCACUCGGGAGCCCCUGCGGCAGGGGGGGCCCAGCCUCAGGCCGGAGCGCCUGGUCCACGCGCCGCCCGCGCUCCGUCCAGGCGCUGGGCCCGGCAGCAGGGAGCGCGCGCCGCACUGCGCGGAGAGGCGCGUCCUGCGGGAGGGGCGGCCGCGCUGCUCCCCGGAUGGCCCGCCUGCAGGGGGAGCUCGCGGUGCGCCGGGCGAGGCCGCGGGACUCGGGGUGGACGGGGUGGCCUCUGGAGAGGUCCAGACGGAGGAGCUGGAGCAGGCCCACACCCAGCGGCUCCAGGAGCUGGUUGCCCGGCACCAGCGACUCCAGGCUGCCGAGACCGAGCGCCUGCACGGGGCCUGACCACAGGCUGCACAGGCCCCGGUGUCCCGAGAGAGGGCCCAGCAGCGGCAGGCGAAGGUGCGGGAGGGGCAGGUGGCCAGCCGGAGGCAGCCGCUGGACCGGGACGUGCAGUGGCGGCAAGCUUUCCUCCACCAGGCCUUCCGGGCCAAGAACUCUGUAAACACAGGGAAACACGUGGAGAACAUUUCCACCAACUGGAGCCAAAAACAUAAUGUCCUGCAAGGCCCAGCCGCCACCUCCCCACGCCCCGAGGCGGCCCGACUCCGUCUCCAGGAACUGCGGGGCCGUCACGGUGGCAGGCCCAGUAACCCAUGCAGGCCUGAGGGUCUGUUCCAGGACCGCUUUGUGGACAAGGCGCUUCCUCUGGGCUGGCCCCACGCGGGCGGCAGGGGACCCACGGAGGAGGAAGGGGUGGGCCGCUCCGGGGGCGCUGGGCGAGGGCUGGGCCCGCCGCCGGACUGA